This is a messenger RNA of Medioppia subpectinata, 410 nucleotides long. The record is from the annotation of a GenBank genome assembly. Lineage: Eukaryota; Metazoa; Arthropoda; Arachnida; Sarcoptiformes; Oppiidae.
CAUAUUUGGCCGAAACGAUGGUCGCGGAGGGACUCAUACCGUCUGUGGACUCGUUCUUCUUCCUGACCAUCGAUGAGAUCGAGCGGCUCUGCAAUGGAGACAGAGAUGCACUCAUUUUGGCAAAAGUACGCCAAAGGAGGCGAUUGUACCCAAAGAUGGAUAAAUACAAGUUUGAAGAGAUCAUCAAAGGGCCAGAAAUGAUGCCCAAAAAUUUUGAAGAGAAGAUCGAUAUUCCGAUAUUGACUGACGGAUCCCUUAGAAUGUCCGGAACUCCUGUAAGUCUGGGAACAGUUAAGGCAAGAGUUUGUGUGGCAGAGAAUAUUAGUGACGCCGAUAAUAUUCAGCCGGGAGAUAUUCUGAUCACGUACUCGACGGACAUCGGUUGGAGUCCAUACUUCCCAUUACUUUCG